Molecule: messenger RNA, 1557 nt
Organism: Penicillium angulare
Lineage: Eukaryota; Fungi; Ascomycota; Eurotiomycetes; Eurotiales; Aspergillaceae
Product: DNA-(apurinic or apyrimidinic site) lyase APN1
Exons: 4
Coding region: 1-1557 (518 amino acids)
Biological process (GO): base-excision repair
Cellular component (GO): mitochondrion; nucleus
Molecular function (GO): zinc ion binding; DNA-(apurinic or apyrimidinic site) endonuclease activity; DNA binding
Source: RefSeq, a predicted model, not a curated record
AUGUGUUGCGAACACGAGGAAGAAGAGACUCACAAGAGUGUCGAUCCAAAGGGCCACAAGAGAAACCUAAGCAAUGGCUCAGCCAAUGAUUCUCCAGUGAGACGAUCAAAAAGGCAAAGAUCAAGCACCAAUCUCAAAGAGCUUUCCUCAGACGACUCCGAGGCAGACGAGGAGACCAAGCCGCCUGCAAAGUCUAAGCAGACGAAAGAAACACGGGCUAAAACUUCAACCAAGAAGGCAGUUUCUGACGUCAAGACUGUUUGUCGCGAGCCUGAGUCCGCUGACAUCAAAGCGGAAGAGCCUGAUAUCUCAGCUCCUACCCAGAAGGCUAAACCAACUGCUAAAAGGGGAAAGAAGAGCAAAGAGGAAAAAGAGGCGGAAGUUAUGCCUUUAGCACCGCGUACAAAGGGCUUAAAGAUGCUUGUUGGUGCUCAUGUUAGUGCUGCCAAGGGUGUCUUCAAUGCGAUUCAUAACAGCGAGCAUAUCGGAGGGAAUGCAUUCGCAUUAUUUCUGAAGUCUCAGAGAAAGUGGGACAACCCAGCUCUGUUAGAUGAACACCGCGAUAAGUUCCGCAAACUAUGUGCCGAAAAGGGCUACGACGCAGGCGCACACAUCCUUCCACACGGCUCAUACCUUGUCAACCUUGCCCAGAAUGACAAAGCAAAAUCCAAACAGGCCUACGACUCUUUCCUCGACGACCUCCGUCGUUGCGAGGCUCUCGGCAUAAAGCUCUACAACUUCCACCCCGGAAGCGCAAACCAGACCCCACUCCCAGAAGCUCUAUCCCGUCUAGCAAGCACACUAACCCAAGCCAUAAAGGAGACGUCAACCGUCAUCCCAGUCCUUGAAACAAUGUGUGGCCACGGAAACACAAUCGGCGGCGCACUCUCCGAAUUCAAGGAUCUUCUCGCCCUAAUCCCGGAAAAGCACCACUCCCGUAUUGGUAUCUGUAUCGACACAUGCCACAGUUUCGCGGCAGGAUACGACCUCGCUUCGCCGGAGGGGUUCAAGGCCUUCCUCGAUGAAUUCGAGGAAUUAAUCGGAAUCCGAUUCCUCAAGGCACUGCAUCUCAAUGACUCCAAGGCUCCAUUUGGUAGUAAGCGAGACUUGCACGCUAAUAUCGGUACUGGGUUCUUGGGUCUUCGCGCCUUUCAUAAUGUCAUGAAUGAACCACGGUUUGAAGGAUUGCCUAUGGUUCUGGAAACACCUAUUGAUCGGGUAGAAGGGGAGGGAGAAGAUGAAAGUGAUGGUGAAGGCGGAGCUAAGAAGAAGGGGAAGAAGGGAGCCAAACGGCCUGUUGGGGCGUCGGCACCUACUGUUCCUGAUCCGGGUGUUUGGGCGAGAGAGAUCAAGUUGCUAGAGUCGUUGAUUGGGAUGGAUGUUGAGGGGGAGGAGUUCAAGAUGCUCGAAGCGAAGCUUUCGGAGGAGGGGCGGGAGACGCGGGUGAAGCAGCAGGAGCAGUAUGAUAAGAAGGUUGAGACGGAGAAGAAAAAGGAGGCUAAGGAGAAAGCUAAGGGGCAGAAGAGUCUUGUGGAUAUGAUGAAGGGUAAGAAAUAA